CAGUAGCUACCAGAGAGAUAUUUUCAGGAAUGUAGCUCUACUUUUAGUCCCCAGGCCAGUGGUGAUGUUAUCUGUACCAGGAGAAAAGCAGGAGCUAGUGUCUGGGUCUAGUCUCUCGCUCUCCUGUUUUAUCCAGCCUCUCUCUGUGGACACCUCCACCACUGUCCUCUCCAAUUGGAGCACUCCUGGUGGUAGAAACAACAGAGAGAAUGAAACUAGUCCACAGUUGGUCAUAUCCUGUGUAGAGACAGCAGAUAGUGGAAACUACACCUGCUCAGUGAGAGUGACUGACUCCACUAAUAGUCUGUAUAUACUGGACAGUCCUCUAGCAUAUAAUACAACAACUAUCACUGCCAAACUGAAUGUGACUGUGAGUGCACUCUACAAACCAGCUCCAGGGGAGGUCCCUGGGGAAUUGGGUCCUAAUCAGUUCACUGCAGGCAGUGAUCUAACUCUCAACUGUUCAGUUGAGGGACACAGUGGAGCUCUGAGCUACAUGUGGUCUCUCACUGGGAACCCCGCUGCUCCAUCUGGCUGUUUUAGCUGUAACAUUGAUAUCUCAUCAACUACUUCCACACUGGUGGUGGGGAGACCGGAACUAUACUCCUACUAUGCUGGCGACUACUCAUGUACUGUCAGUGAGAUUGGUAGACCUGCCAGUAGUAACAGAGAUAACUUCUCUGUUACCGUUAUUGGUGCAGGGCUAUAUGCUUUAGAGUCUGACAGCAGUGUAUCAUCAGGUCCCAUAGCCAACAAUGGACUGAUAGUCAGUAGAAGUGACGACAUGAGACUGGAGUGUGUCUCUAACUCAGAUACAGCUGAAGUGGGAAACAUCACUACACCUGAUGGAACGAUACUAACAUCUAAUGAAACUAAUAGUACUCUGACUUUAACUAACCCAUUCGGUCGACCUGGAGUUCUCCGUCUUCGAUCAGGUGAUGGAACACAGCGAAUACCACCAAUACGAAAACAUCUUCCAGCCUCAGCCCAAGGAGUAUAAACCUUCACUAUUCCUGAUUCCAAUGGAAAAGACAUAUCCCUCAAUGUUGGAUUGUAUCCACCUGGCUUCAAUGUGACUCCCACCAUCACUAAUCUCACCUACCACGAGAGCAACGAUAGUCACAUCACAUGUGUGUCCACUGGCUCCCCUGCCACCAAUGUCUCCUGGACAAAGGACGGAGCACCUCUUACAUCAGAUUACACAAUUUCUCAGACUGUCAUUGACCGCAGUGCCUCCACCUACUCCAAUGUCCUGACUGUCAGUCCUCAAAGAGCUGCUGGUACAUACAACUGCACAGUUUCCAAUGAUCUGGGCUCUAACUCUAGUGUGGUAGUGGCUCUUGAUGCAGUUGCAUACCCAGUUGAGGCUUUUGAAGUAAGAUAUACAUCAGACACCUCUGUCACAUUCUCUUGGAGCCAGCCCAGUAUUGGAGCCCACCUCACCACUGGCUACAACCUGACAUGUGUCCCUCUCCUGACUGGGAUCCCAUUCCCCCAGUCUCUUCCCCUGUUAGCACCAACCCGGUCCUCAGCCACCCUGUCUGGGUUCUUCUCUGGAGUCCGCUACAACUGCAGCAUCUCCACCAUCUCCCAACGUGGAUCCUCUCUCCCUGUCUCUCUCAACCUCGCCACCAAUGGGACUGCUCCAUCGGGAUCUCCUAGGAUGUUAGCGGUAGUCCCAGGAGAGAGAGAAGUUGUGUUCUCCUGGUCUCCUCCUCCUGUCACUCAGCGUAAUGGAGUCAUCACCAGUUACACCCUCUCCUGCUCCCCCUCCCCCUCCUCCCUCCCUCCCACCUCGCAGUCUGGACCUCA
Messenger RNA from Geodia barretti, 1812 nucleotides. NCBI's taxonomy places the organism in Eukaryota, Metazoa, Porifera, Demospongiae, Tetractinellida, Geodiidae. The record is from the annotation of a GenBank genome assembly.